Messenger RNA from Catharus ustulatus (Swainson's thrush), 944 nucleotides. Its product is annotated as translation initiation factor IF-2-like. The transcript has 5 exons. NCBI's taxonomy places the organism in Eukaryota, Metazoa, Chordata, Aves, Passeriformes, Turdidae. Bases 381 to 839 code for a protein of 152 amino acids. The record is from RefSeq and is a predicted model, not a curated record.
CGGCCAUUUUGGGGACACAUUUUGGGACACAUUUUCGACUCAUUCUGGGACACAUUGGUGGCCAUUUUGGGAACAUUUUGGGACACAUUUUGAGGCAUAUUGGUGGCCAUUUUGGGUCACAUUGGCGGCCAUUUUGGGACACAUUUUUGACACAUUCUGGGGCACAUUGACAGCCAUUUUGGGGCACAUUUGAGGCUAUUUUGAGUUACAUUGGUGGCCAUUUUGGGUCACAUUGGCGGCCAUUUUGGGUCACAUUGGCGGCCAUUUUGAGUUACAUUGGUGGCCAUUUUGCGGCCAUUUGGCAGCCAUUUUGGGUCACAUUGGCGGCCAUUUUGAGCCACAUUGGUGGCCAUUUUGGCUCCCUUUGGUCACACCAAUGGAUGUCCCCGAUGUCCCUUUGUGUCCCCAGCGCCGCCGCGGCUGCGCAUCGUCCCCGAGCGCUCGGGCCACGCGCUGGCCCUGACGUGUCACGCCUGGGGCUUCACCCCCCCCGAGGUCACCCUGAGGUGGCUCCGCAACGGGGAAGUCGUCGGGGACACUCGGGGACAAUCGCGGGCGCUGCCGGUCGGGGACGGAACAUUCCGGACGCAGGUGACGAUCGAGGUGGCACCGGGGACAAGGGACACCUUGGAGUGCUCGGCGCUGCACCCCAGCCUGCAGGAGCCCGUCAGCGUCACGUGGGCCCCGGGAUUGUCCCCAAGCCUGUCCCUCGUGGUGGCCCUGGCGGUGCUGGCCCUGCUGCUGGGGCUGCUCCUCUUCACCUUCGGCCUCUGCCGCUACCUGGGCUCAGGUUUCACCUCCAGUGCCACCCACGCAGGUUACUCCCCCCUCCCAGGUGACACCUAUGCAGGUGGCAUCUGAGGAACCUCCCAGGACGGUGACGGCGACAGCCCCAAAAAUCCCCAAAUUCAACCCAAAAAUCCACCCCAAAAUUCCCAAAUUCA